Molecule: messenger RNA, 486 nt
Organism: Penicillium salamii
Lineage: Eukaryota; Fungi; Ascomycota; Eurotiomycetes; Eurotiales; Aspergillaceae
Source: the annotation of a GenBank genome assembly
AUGCCUCCGAAUACUUCCGCAGCCACAAUUCGAAUGCGUCUUGCCUUCCUUUUCCUUUCCAUCACCUGGCUGGCUCUUGCCGGUCUCAAUUCGGCCACUGUACGCUUUGCGGUCAUCCUACGAGACCGCGCAAAAUCCGACCUCGCCACCUCAAGCAACUCUAUUUUGGAUAUCACAUUCCAAAACCUCAUGGACAACGUCGUCGUGGGCAUGGUGAUUGUAGCCCUCAUUUCAGCCCUGUUUUCCAUCUUCCGGAUCGUCCUUGCGAUCCACCCAAGAUGCCUGCGAGAAGACCGCAAGUAUCGACUUUACUACGUCUGCACUCAACUCGUCGUCAGCUUUGUCGUUCUAUCCUUGGGGGGUUAUGUUGCCAGCAAGGUCCAUGGCUUUCAGACAUCAUUUGAGUUAUUUGGCAAUGAGGAAAAUUUUCCAUACUUAAGACUAUGUAUUAUGGAGCCGUUGGCCAGGCGGCUUUCGGGGGUUUAG